AUGCCUCACAGUGGGAGGGAGAGAUUGUGCCGGAAGAGGAGAAACACACACACACACACCCAAAACCAGGGCAAGGGACCUCUCGCACCUUCACAAGGUUGCCACAAGUCUUACCUCCCCCCCCCGGGGACGGCGCUUUCUUACCUUCUUUUUUCCUUUCCAGCCUCCCGUUUGAUCCCUCACAGGUGCUUUCUGCCCAGGCCAGCAGUGUUCUUUGCUCCUCCUGCGCAGUCACUUCAUCAGACAUCGGCCACAGACCGCGCCGAAAGCCCCACUGCAGUUCCUGAGAAGAGUUCUGCGAUCGUCCAGAAGAAGUCCUUUGUGCCGCAAAACCGAGCGGAAUAUGUUGUCACCAAGCUAGAUGAACUCUUCAACUGGGCUCUUCGGAGUUCCUUGUGGCCGAUGACCUUCGGCUUGGCAUGCUGCGCCGUCGAGAUGAUGCACGUGGCGGCCCCCCGCUAUGACAUGGACCGCUUCGGGGUGGUCUUCCGAGCCAGUCCCCGGCAAUCCGAUGUCAUGAUCGUGGCUGGCACCCUGACCAACAAGAUGGCCCCGGCUCUCCGGAAGGUGUACGACCAGAUGCCUGAGCCGCGUUACGUCAUCUCCAUGGGGAGCUGUGCCAACGGCGGGGGCUACUACCAUUAUUCUUACUCCGUUGUGCGGGGCUGCGACCGGAUUGUCCCAGUGGACAUCUACGUCCCAGGUUGUCCCCCGACCGCCGAAGCCCUCCUCUACGGGAUCCUGCAACUGCAGAAGAAAAUCAAGCGGGAGAGAAAGAUGCGGAUUUGGUACCGGCGCUAGGGCCCGGUGGUGGGGUGUGGAAGCCACCGCUCUGCCCGUUCCAUGUUGCGCACAUUUGGGAACCGCUCGUAGAAGCUUUCAGAAUAAACUUGCAAAUGGGUGUAUCUGA
Pogona vitticeps (central bearded dragon) is the source of this 910-nucleotide messenger RNA. The record is from RefSeq and is a predicted model, not a curated record. NCBI's taxonomy places the organism in Eukaryota, Metazoa, Chordata, Lepidosauria, Squamata, Agamidae.